Penaeus monodon (black tiger shrimp) is the source of this 821-nucleotide messenger RNA. RefSeq names its product translation initiation factor IF-2-like. The annotation marks the transcript as partial. The transcript has a single exon. Lineage: Eukaryota; Metazoa; Arthropoda; Malacostraca; Decapoda; Penaeidae. The record is from RefSeq and is a predicted model, not a curated record.
AUGCCGGGGAUGCCUGCCAGGACAUGCCCAGGGUGCCAGCCGAGGAGACCCCGGAGGAGCUACCCGCCGAGGAGCCCGGAGGAGCUACCCGCCGAGGGCCCCCGGGGGAGCCGCCCGCCGAGGACUUGCCGGGGAGCGCCUUCCCCAGGGUUGCCCGGGGGAGCUGCCUCCCCAAAGGGCAUGCCCGGGGGAGCGCCUGCCCAAGGGAAAGCCGGGGGAGCUGCCUCCGGGACAGCCAGAGGAGCUGCCCCCGAGGGGAAAGCGGAGGAGCUGCCCGCCGAGGACACCCCGGAGGAGCUCCUCCGAAGACACGCCGGAGGAGCUCCUCCCAGGACACCCCGGAGGGGGACCUGCCGAGACACCCGGAGGACUCGCCGGGACACCCCGGAGGAGCGCCGCCCAGGACACGCCCAGGAGCUGCCUUCCGAGGGCUUGCCGGAGGGGCUGCCUGCCGAGGACACGCCCGGGGAGUGCCCGCCCAGGACACCCGGAGGAGCUGCCUUCCCAGGAUUUCCGGAGGACUGCCUGCCCCAGGAAAGCCGGAGGGCUGCCCCCGAGGACACCCCGGAGGAUGCCUGCCCAAGACCCCGGGGAGUGCCCGCCGAGGACACCCCCGGGGGAGCUACCUGGGCCAGGACAGCCGGAGGAGACCCGCCAGGACCCCCGGAGGGCUCCUGCCGGGACACGCCGGAGGGCUGCCGCAGGACACGCCGGGGGAGCUGCCCCGCCGAGGACAGCCGGAGGAGCUGCCUGCCCGGGCACCCCCGGGGGAGUGCCCCGCCGAGGCCCCGGAGGAGCUGCCUGCCGAGGACACCCCGGAG